AUGCGAAUUCUCACUUGGAACGUCAACGUCCUCAGGACAUGUUUGGACUAUCACCCAUUCAGUUCGAUGAAGAAGAAGAAUGUCGAAGGAUUACUGGAUGAGCUAGGUGCUCAGAUAUACUGUUUUCAAGAACAUAAGACGGUUCGAAGUAAAUUAGAGAAAUCAAUGGCAGUACCUGGACCUUAUGAUGGAUUUUGGACUUUUCCCAGAUCUAAAACAGGCUACUCAGGAGUAUGUACAUAUGUAGAUUCAAGAUAUUGUGUACCAUUAAAAGCUGAAGAAGGUAUAACUGGAUUAUUAUUGGAAGAUAAAUCAAGUACGAUGAAACCACCUUGGAAAGAAGAAGAGAAAAUAGGUGGUUAUCCCGAGGAUAUCGAAGAGAUGAAUUGGUUGGAUGAAAUUGAUGGUAAAGAAUUUGAUCCGAAACGAUUGGACAUGGAAGGUAGAGCUGUUGUAUGUGAUUUCGGCCUAUUCGUCCUAUUCAACUUGUAUUGCCCAAACGAAACCAACGAAACCCGAAGACCAUAUAAAAUGAAUUUCCUACAUUGUCUACAAGAGCGAGUGCGAAUGUUGAGACAGGCAGGUAGAGAAGUAAUCAUAGUAGGAGAUAUAAAUAUAAUGAGAGCACCGAUAGAUUCAGGAGAAGGUGGAAUAAGAACUUCUGCAGAACAACAUUAUGAACAUCCCGCUCGAAGGAUAUUGGAUAAUUGGAUAUAUCCAAAAGGAGAUAUGGUUGAUGUGGUGAGAGAAAGCUGGCCUGAUAGGGAUGAUAUGUUUACUUGUUGGAAUCAAAAGUUAGAUGCUAGAUCUGCAAAUUAUGGAUCUCGAAUUGACUUGAUUCUCUGUACACCAGGAUUAAGACCUUGGAUUAAAGGAGGAGAUAUAUUAAAUAAAGUCUAUGGAUCAGAUCACUGUCCAGUCUAUAUCGAUCUCCACGAAUCAAUCAAUCAUCCUGAAAAAGGCGAAAUACAGUUAAAAGACAUGUUGAAUCCUUCGAAUAGAACUCAAAGUACAGCAAUCAUUUAUCCUAAUGAUAUACCUAGAAAUACACCUGAACCUCCAAGAUUCGCUACAAAGUUCUUUGAUGAAUUUUCAGGUAAACAAACUACUCUUAAAAGUUUCUUCGGUGGGGGUGGGGGCGGCGGAUCAUCAAGAAAGACCAAACAGGAUGAAGAUGCGAGUACAAGUCCCUCAUUGACCCCUCAGCCAGCAACACCUGCUAUAGCUACGACCUCGAUCGUACCAGAGACUAUUGAAGAUAAAUCGAUAAAAUUGCAGAACAAUAUUCCUAUAAUACCUUCCCCAGUAGAAGAGAGUAUGUCCACGCCCUUCAGUCUCGCUAGAGCUGCUUUUGAUUCGAUCGGUGCUGAAGAAACAGACUCUUCGCAAGCGCAUUCGACGCCUCGUGCAGUAGUGGGCACUCCUACCCAGUCUACAUCUUCUUAUCACAGGUCCCCUUCCAGAGAGAACGCUAUCGAUAUGACUCAAUUCGAAGACGAACCCAUCUCCUCACCCUCCAACUCGAUUGCUGGAUCGUCUAAAGUCAAGCAGCCUGUCAAAGCCAAAUCAGUCAAGCUAAUCAACGCCAAGACCGCAACUACUUCCGGGCAAACGAAAUUAUCUUCAUUUUUCUCACAACCGCCGCAACCUACGCAGACCAAACGAAAGUCCUCUCCAGCUCAAUCUCCUUCAAUUCAACCACACUCUAAAUCCGCUAAAACAUCAAUACCGUCUCCGAAACCAUCACCUUCCAGAUCACCUUCAGCCUCAUUUUCUCGUCAAUCCAUACCGCCGCCUUCUCCCUCAUUUGAUAUUGGAUCACAAGAAGGAUUAACACCUCAAGAAGAUGAACUUAUCGCUCAAGCAUUGUUGCAAGCUGAACAAGAUAGAAAAGCUAAGAAUGAUUCGGCAAAACCAGUGUGGGGCGAGUUGUUUGCGAAGAAACUUCCGCCCUUAUGCGCCGUUCACCAAAAGCCUUGUAAAGAUUUUCUGGUGAUGAAACCGGGUCCGAACAAAGGUAAAAGAUUCUGGCUGUGUUCGUUACCCGUUGGAGCAGGUUAUGAUACUGGCCGAACUAAAAGGCCGAGAGAAGAUGUCAAUCAUAAGUUCAGAUGUGACUUCUUCUUAUGGGAUAGCGCGAACUCGAGAAAAGAGAAGCCGAAUGAGAAUAAGCUGAGUUAG
Molecule: messenger RNA, 2181 nt
Organism: Kwoniella shivajii
Lineage: Eukaryota; Fungi; Basidiomycota; Tremellomycetes; Tremellales; Cryptococcaceae
Product: exodeoxyribonuclease III
Exons: 9
Coding region: 1-2181 (726 amino acids)
Biological process (GO): base-excision repair
Cellular component (GO): nucleus
Molecular function (GO): double-stranded DNA 3'-5' DNA exonuclease activity; phosphoric diester hydrolase activity; DNA-(apurinic or apyrimidinic site) endonuclease activity
Source: RefSeq, a predicted model, not a curated record